Messenger RNA from Psilocybe cubensis, 1023 nucleotides. RefSeq lists its product as uncharacterized. Lineage: Eukaryota; Fungi; Basidiomycota; Agaricomycetes; Agaricales; Agrocybaceae. The transcript is spliced from 2 exons. The record is from RefSeq and is a predicted model, not a curated record. Bases 1 to 1023 code for a protein of 340 amino acids.
AUGUCUACAAUCGCAGACCAUCUUAGUUUUCCCUGCGAUACAGAGCCACCCACUAUCGAAAUACAAUCUCACAACUUCUUGCAAGAUGUAGAUACCUAUCUGGAAAACUAUUUGGGCCCCCACCCUGUUCCCGAAUGGAUCUACACACCCUUGGGUUUACCCAACGGAAACCAACCCAACUCUUUGCCGUUGUGUGCUGAUUCUGCAUACUCCAAUGUCGACUCAGGCCACGCUCUUUUUCCUCCCCCAGCACAGUCAUACUUAAAUCAAAACCCGUCCAUGCCAUCCACUUACGAUAUUUGGGAGGACCACUACGGCGCCCCUUUUCCCACUUCUUUAUCUCACACCCCCUUGUUGGAGCAAGGGCAGCUUGCCCCGUAUCCCUCAGCUCGCCCUGUGCAGCACGCCAACACCGGCGAGCAUUUCACUUUAGGGACCACCUUCUCCCCUGACCUUCCCGCCUUCCCGCCGUUGAACCACUGUAUGACACCGCAGCAGGCGCAGGCGCCCAAUUUGCAGCGUUCCGAACCGCCUUGCAAGGUGCCUACACCUCAGACGAUUGAUAUGAACUAUAUUCACCAGGUGAUCAAUGAGCACGCGGAGCCCUCUCUCCCCGUCGUGCCCCCGCCCCAAAGGAGCAUCAGUAUGGGAUCUUUUUCCGUUUCCGCUGCAGCGAACGCCGACGCCACCACUUCUGGCGCCGCCAAUGUAGAGGACACGCGACGCCACCUCGAAGCAAACUGCCCCUCGCAUGUCCUCGCCUGCUUCAGAAGGGAGGCAAGACAGUCUGUCUUUUCCCCCGCAGGCUACGAGGCGAUCAUGAAAAGGCGCGAGAACUCGGCCAGAUUUCUGUGUAAAUUUUGCGAGCGCGAUUUUACGCGCAAGUAUGGAUUGGAUAAUCAUAUCAAAGCGCACCUAGGCAUCGUCGAUAAGUACUGCGAGUUCUGUGAGAAAUCGUUUGCGUCGUCGCUUGCGAGACACAAAAAGCGCUGCAAGUUCAUCCCGAACGCGGAGACUGUCUAG